Molecule: messenger RNA, 939 nt
Organism: Odobenus rosmarus divergens (Pacific walrus)
Lineage: Eukaryota; Metazoa; Chordata; Mammalia; Carnivora; Odobenidae
Product: melanoma-associated antigen 10-like
Exons: 2
Coding region: 1-939 (312 amino acids)
Biological process (GO): negative regulation of transcription by RNA polymerase II
Cellular component (GO): nucleus
Source: RefSeq, a predicted model, not a curated record
AUGGGGGUGGGGGGCGGUGGCCCACGUGUUGCUGGGUGGAAAUGCGAGGACCGGAAGGAGGACUGUGGGAUUGGGGACAGCGAACAGAUUCGGUCCCGGGAGGCCCUGGGGCCAGAUGGUCACCUAGGGCGUGCCCUGACUUCCCAGCCACGUCUCCUAGAGCCUGGGAGCUCUCUGAGUGCCUGCCCCUCCCCCACUGCCCCGGCAGCCACUGCCUGGAGGCAGCCUGACCAGGGCUCCAGCAGCUCCGAUGAGGAGGGGUCGAGCCCCUGCGAGGAGCCCGAAGAAGCCCAGCUGGGGCUCCAAAACAUAGUCCAGGGGAAGCUGGCCGACCUGCAGGAGAUCUUGCUCCUCAAGUAUCACACCAAGGAGCCGACCAGCCAAGCAGAGAUGCUGGAGGUCGUUGGCAAGGACGCCCAGGAUGCCUUCCCUGUGAUCUUGGGCCAAGCCUCCGAGUGCAUGCGGCUGCUCUUUGGUAUGGAUGUGAAGGAAGUGAACCCCAGCGACCACUCCUACAUCCUGGUCCCCGUCCUGGGCCUCACCUGUGAUGGGAUGCUGAGCGGUGAGGAGGGAGUGCCCAAGACCGGCCUCCUGGUGGUGCUCCUGGGGGUGAUCCUCCUGCAUGGUGACCGUGCCCCCGAAGAGGAGGUGUGGGAAACGCUGGGGGUCAUGGGUGUGUAUGCCGGCCAGGAGCACAUCAUCUAUGGGGAGCCCAGGGAGCUCCUCACCAAUGUCUGGGUGCAGGAAGGGUACAUGGAGUACCGGCAGGUGCCUGGCAGUGACCCUGCCCGCUACGAGUUCCCGUGGGGUCCCAGGGCCCACGCCGAAACCAGCAAGUUGCAAAUACUGGAGUAUUUGCUCCGGGUCAAUCGCGGGCAGCCCGAUUCCUCCCUGGCCCUGUCUGAAGGGGCUAUGAGAGAUGAAGAAGAGGGGGUCUGA